CCUGCCCCAGUUACAGUAGCAUCCAGUGCUAAGAGGCAGCUACACGAACACUGUUAUCUACACCAAGAGGAGACCUCUCACACGUACUCAAAACGAGUCCGAAAGAGACGAGGGACUCACUUCGAAAUCGUGUCAGACGUGGAAGUCCCUCCCCCGGGACGAAGUGAAAUCUUCAUUUUGGUGCUGUCGGUGAUAGGAAUCAUGAAGAAUGUGAUGCACUCAUAUGGUGCCUUUGGUCUUGCAGCUCCUCAAAUAGGAAUACCCCUUCAAAUCAUCAUGGUUGAAGUCCCAGCAUAUAUUCAAAAAUAUUUUUCCUCUGAAGUAUGGAAGUCAAGAGAGAUGGAGUUGGUUCCUUUUACUGUCAUCAUAAACCCUGAAACAAGGAUCUUGAAUAAUGCAGAGGUGAAGUUCCCAGAAGGCUGUGAGUCCCUCAAGGGGUACAGUGCUGUUGUUCCUCGUUACAAAGAGGUUUCCAUUUCAGGAGGGACCAAACAGAUUGUCCUAUUGCGUACAGAACAAUUUACUCCGUCGAUCCGCUGCUCUGACCUAAGCCUCAGUUAUCUUAGCCUGAAGCCCGAUGCCGAUAAGGCUAGACAGAGUGACUCGCGAAAGGACUCAAAAAUGGAGUUCUCCGUGAGUGGUACGCGAAGUGUUAGGAAAGUCAGAUGGGAUGCACCCGUGGAAGGGGAGCGG
Molecule: messenger RNA, 693 nt
Organism: Darwinula stevensoni
Lineage: Eukaryota; Metazoa; Arthropoda; Ostracoda; Podocopida; Darwinulidae
Source: the annotation of a GenBank genome assembly